This is a messenger RNA of Hypanus sabinus (Atlantic stingray), 1173 nucleotides long. Its product is annotated as protein rapunzel-like. Lineage: Eukaryota; Metazoa; Chordata; Chondrichthyes; Myliobatiformes; Dasyatidae. The record is from RefSeq and is a predicted model, not a curated record. The coding region runs from base 1 to 1173 and encodes 390 amino acids. The transcript has a single exon.
AUGGGAACCAGCGAGGACCUGGAGCGCGCCGCAGCGGAGCUCAGGGCUAACAUGCAGGAUGCAGAGGCUGCGAUGAAAGUAUUCCAGGACAGGGCCCGAUUCGCUAGUGUGGCUGGGGUGCUGAAGCCCAUCUUCCAGGUAGCCGGAGCCAUUCUGAAGCUGGUGUUAGGCAAACGGGAGAGCGAUGAACUGAAAUACAUGAAGGAACAAUUCCAGACCGUCAGGAACGACCUGGAUAUAAUCUCCGAGCAGGUCAAGCAGGUGCUCUGGGAGAUUGAGAGAAGCACUAUCAACAACCAGUAUUUCCCCAUUGAGGAAAACCUCAAGAACCAGUUCCGGAAGUACAUGGACAUCCUCAACGCAGCGCCAGAGUUCCAGCAGAAGGAGAAGGAAGAGUUCCUGACGCAUUUCAACGUGACCAAGGGAGACCAGAACCUCCACACUCUUUAUGAUGCGGUGAUGGGUUUCUCUGCUGUCUUUGGCAAACCCAUCCUGGAGACCGCCAUGAACUACGACCAGAGGAACCGGCGCCUGAUGGAGAGUCUCUGCGCCCGUCUGAAGGAGCUCUUCUGUAUCGGCCUGAUCGCCCUGCUGGGACACGCCGCCGUCACUGGGAACGACGUCGAGGCGCUGAAAAGAGAAUGGGACGAGAAAUUGAUCAAAGUCGAGGGCAAGAUGAAAGCCAUGAUAGAUCGCUGCAUCAAUGGGUUUGCGCAGCAGGCGGAGAUAGAUGUUGAGAAGCUGGUGAAGGAGAAGGGCGAGAGAGAUAACAAAGCGUGCGCAACGUUUAUCAUUGAGGCGCUAACGGACAAGUAUGACUGGGUCCGUUGGUCAGUGCGAGUCUAUGACCCCGUCUCUGGGUUUGACAAUCAUUGCGUUACUGGCCCGAACCGUUUUCAAUUCUUUAGGCUUAAUAAUGUUAACGUUGUUGUCUCCUACAGCACCGACCCAAAGCCCAUUGAUGAGACCCGCAUCGGGCAGUUGAUGCAAGGAAAAGACAGCUGGAGCGAUGCGAGAGAAGUGGUUGAAUUCAUCUCCAGCAAUCUGCCACCCACCUUUGUGGUCCACGCAGUCAGGCGCUACAAAGACCUGUGGAACCACAAGAAUUUUCCCAACAACUGCCACUUCUGGGAGCUGUACAGCGGAGUCACCCUCUGCGUCCAUUCCACUUGA